GCAGAGAGGGAACCCUCCGUCCAGCAAUCGGUCUUUCCUACCCAGUCGAAGAAGCAAGAAAGAAGUGGUUGAGAUUUCUAAGCUCUCUCUAUAUAUACCUACAUCAGCAAAGUUUUUGCUGAGUGUAUGAAAAGACAGCAACCUUAGCCUUCGUUUGUGCUCGAGAUCGUCAUGGCAAGAAUCCUCGUCCUCUGCGUGGUCCUUAUUGCCAGCCUCUAUCAGGCUGCGUGCCAGCAGUGCUCCAAUGUCUGCCGCUGCCCGAAGGGGCCGCCCGUGUGUCCCGUGGGCGUGAGCCUGGUGGCCGACGGCUGCGGCUGCUGCAAGGUCUGCGCCAAGCAGCUGGGAGACGUCUGCACGGAGGCGGACUCGUGCGACCCGCACCGCGGCCUCUACUGCGCCUUCAGCACCGACCUGCAGAUCAGGAUCGGCGUCUGCUCUGCUCGCGACGGAGUGCCGUGCGAGCUGGGAGGCACCAUGUACCUCAACGGCGAGAGCUUCGAGCCCAGCUGCAAGUACCGCUGCACGUGUGUGGACGGAGCCAUCGGCUGCGUGCCGCUGUGCGCGCAGGACGUGCGGCUGCCCAGCGCCGACUGCCCGCACCCGCGGCACGUCAAGCUACCCGGCAAGUGCUGCGAGGAGUGGGUGUGCGACGGACGCAAGGAGCCCAACUCCACGCCACUCGGGGGAUUCGCCCUACCCGCGUACCGCCAAGAGGAGACCUACGGGCCCGACCCGGAAUCGGUGCGUGACAACUGCAUCGUGCAGACCACCGAGUGGAGCGCCUGCUCGCACACGUGCGGCCUCGGGGUGUCGUCGCGGGUCACCAACGACAACCGCCAGUGCCGCCUCGAGCGACAGACUCGCCUGUGCACGGUGCGACCCUGCGACGUGCCGCUACAGGAUGUCAUCAAGAAGGGCAAGAAGUGCAUGCGCACCCCGAAGGCGGCCAAACCCAAGCGGCUCGAGUUCUCCGGCUGCACGAGCGUCAAGACGUUCCGGCCCAAGUACUGCGGCCAGUGCACAGACGGGCGCUGCUGCACCCCGCACCACACGAGCACGGCCUCCGUGGACUUCCGCUGCCCCGGCGGCGAACGCCUGCGCCGGCAGGUCAUGGUCAUACACACGUGCGCCUGCCACUACAACUGCCCCAGCGCCAACGACGUCUUCGACUCGCCCUACCAGCGGCACAUGAUCGGAGACAUGGCCAAGAAGUGAACGGGGGUUUGCCGGCAGAGACAAGACGGACAAGUGUUACCACCAUUCCCCACUGCCUCCCCCCCCCCUCCCUCCCUCCUAUUAAGUUCACCGUGGCCCAAGUGCAGCUGGAGUGGCAGCUGGCCAGGGCCCGUGGAUGAAACGAGAGCCCUCUACUGGCAGGGCAGACCCUCGAGUAUGGCUUUACAUUAUGUAACUCAGUUUGGAUGCGUUGCAUGUGCCCGUUUUUGUCAAUCCACUGCUAGAUGAGGACCUCCGUCACGCCGUUGCAGGCCGUGAGGGAUAUUUGACCAUACUUCACCACGCUGGUCAGUGCGGAUUGGUGAAGUUAGGGGAUUGGUGGGGGUGCAAUAUAGCAAUUAAGUUUGGUGCACUGCCCUCUACUGCCCACAGCGCCUGGUGCAGUAUUGGGCAUGGUGGUCAACCACGCCUCCAAGUGCUGUGCAGGCUCUGGCCCGCUUGGCUUCUGAGACGUUAGCUUCUAAGAUCUGACGAGUGAAAUUGUUAAUUAAUGUAUGUGACUCUACCCUCCGAAAAACCUUGAAAUUUGUCUUGGGGGUUGUGUGAAAAAUGAACUUGGCUACUUAUGAAUGUGGUGAAUAAUUAGAUACAGUGGUGCGUACUUAGAAAACUAAAUCAAUGCACAUUGAUGGGUUAAUACGUAAUCUGUAAUCAUGAUUGACGAUCUUUAGGCCAGGAUUGCCUUUAGUGCAUCUGAACGCGUUCCUCUAAGAACAUAACUUUACGACUGUAAAUAUUCCUACUCUUGAGUUUAUACUAAUUAAACGUACAACGUAUAAUUAUUGAAGCAUAAUUUUGUGCAAACUCAUAUAGUUCCUUAUUUAUAAAGUUCAACCUGUUUUUUAUAAUGUAAAUGUAACAUAUCUACGUGUUAACAAAGUGUGGUAUGGUGACGUUUAUGGGUCUGACAUUCAUUUCAAAUUCCGCGAUAUUUGACAACUUAUAAGUUAUUGAUAAUUUGGCACCACGUGUAGCCACUUCAUAUCUAAACAGUUUUCUCUGAUAUAAUAAUAUAUUUCUCAUACCUUUCUUUGGUUAUUCGAGUGCAGAUAAUGCAUUUCUAAUUGGUUAUCUUUUCAGGAUUUAGUGACAUGUUGUACAUAUUGUAUAUAACGUGUACAAUGUUUAACUUAUGCUGUAUAUCAACCAUGUUGCUAUCGUGUUCCAUUUCUUUUGUUUACGUGCUUUUUAGUUUCAGUGUAUUAAUAUGCAGCUUAUAGGGCAUACCUAUGUUUGCAAUGUUAUUGAAUGCAUUUGCACUUGUGCAAUAAAGUUUAUUUUUGAUACAGUU
This is a messenger RNA of Petromyzon marinus (sea lamprey), 2527 nucleotides long. RefSeq names its product cellular communication network factor 2 (gene CCN2). Gene Ontology annotation, molecular function: integrin binding; heparin binding. NCBI's taxonomy places the organism in Eukaryota, Metazoa, Chordata, Hyperoartia, Petromyzontiformes, Petromyzontidae. The record is from RefSeq and is a predicted model, not a curated record. Gene Ontology annotation, cellular component: extracellular matrix; extracellular region. Gene Ontology annotation, biological process: cell adhesion; positive regulation of cell differentiation; signal transduction.